GCAAAACAAGUGGUUAGAGUUCAAGCAAGGGUGCUGGCAUAUUACGAGCCAUAGUAACUAGCAAUCCGUUUUCACGCUGAGUUGUCAUAUGGUUAAAACAGAUGAGGGAUAGUGUAAACAUAAGGAAAGGAGAAGCGUUGUCUAAAUAUGUACAACUGAUAUGUAAGCUUGAAGUGUUUUAGCGGCUGGAAGGUUUUAAUUUGUCGUAUAGUUUAUUUUGCGACGUUUCAAAACCGAAACGAAGCAUAAACAAAUAUAGACACCGCAGAGUAGCGUCUAAGAUUGUGUAAGAUUCAAAAUUAUAACAUUUCAAUUUGACCUAAGGCGACAAACGAAAAGGUAUAAGAUCAAAAGCAACGAUAAGAACUGACUUUUUGGCCCUGCAAGAAUAGACAGUGAAUCUGCUUUCGAAUCAAACCUCAGUUUCGUUCGGAUCACUGACUCAAAAAUAGAUUUGUUUUUUUUGCGGACCGAGCGUUACACCCGUGACGCAAACGAGUCUAUUUAUCCGCUCGCGCUACCCGAAAAGCAGUUGGAUUCUCACGCUGGUAUAGAAUUAAGCAGCAAUGGACGUAAACAGCACGAACUCAAGCCUCACUGCCAUUGCGGAUUUUAGAUACAUCGGUAUUGUGAUUGGAAUCGUCGAUAUAAUUUUGGGCACAUUGGGAAACAUUCUUACUAUCGUAGUAUUCUCAAGGAUUUCGAAUCUUCAAUCCUUAUUUAAUAUCUUCAUAAUCAACUUAGCUAUAAUAGAUUUCCUUACAGCUGCUUUUAUGAUGCCGUUAAACGUUGCUGGUUAUGUGCAAAUGAAUUGGCCGAUCGGUGGGCCAGACAGCGUGUCCGCAUCAGUUCAAGCAUACGUGUAUUUUUGCUGCGGGUAUACCUCCAUUACGUGCUUUAUGCUGAUCACAGUUAAUCGCUUUAUAAGCGUCAUGUUUCCAAAGCAUUACAAGUCUCUGUUCAGUCGCUGCGGGAUUCUCGUUGGUUUAGUUUCCUCGUGGCUGAUUGCGCCUGCGUUCUUGCUGCCCGUAUUAUUGGGCAGUGCCGACGGGUUACCUAUCAUAGGUUGGAACCAGAAGCAGUUUUUGUGCACGUUUAUUCGCGUAACUGGAAAAUGGAGGACUUACAUGCAGGUUUUAAGAGUCUUGUUCCAGUUCCUACCAAUAGUUACAAUGGUCGUGUUAUAUUCGCUAAUGUUUUGGAGACUAAAAAAGAAGUGGGGAGACGAAAACAAUGGCUUACCAUGGGAGAAACAAUCUAAAAACGGACCUGACGCAGUAGAACUAAUGGCAAUGAACGAACGCGGCGUUAAAUUAAACGAAGAAGAAGCCAAAGAAGCGCGUAGACAAGUAGUCGAGCGAAAGAAAUUGACGGAGAAACGUCUUCUCACUGUCAGCGUUGUAAUCUGCUGUGCUUUUGUUUUUUUGUUCUUACCCAGCUUAAUCGUGAACCUUAUUUCAGGAAGCGAAAAUCUGGAUCCGCGUGUGCAUAUGAUAACGUCGAAUAUUACGUGGCUUAACAGCUGCGUCAACCCAUUUAUUUACGUCAUACUUAACCCGGAUUUUCGAAUGGAGUACCGCAUCAUACUGAAGUAUUUAUGGCUCAAAAUCACCUGCAAACUGUAACGCUAUGAGAGGAUUUUGGAAUACAGGCCAUACUAUAAUUAAGGUGUAAACUAGAUCUGCCUAAAUAGAGAAUGAAUACUAACUGCCCUUGCUGUCAUAUAUAUAUACUGUUCCGCUGACUUUUAAUUACCUACUGUACUCGUUCUGAACUUUUAAUAAACUUUCAGAAAGAUA
This is a messenger RNA of Ciona intestinalis (vase tunicate), 1799 nucleotides long. Its product is annotated as G-protein coupled receptor 84-like. NCBI's taxonomy places the organism in Eukaryota, Metazoa, Chordata, Ascidiacea, Phlebobranchia, Cionidae. Gene Ontology annotation, molecular function: G protein-coupled receptor activity. Gene Ontology annotation, cellular component: membrane. The record is from RefSeq and is a predicted model, not a curated record. Gene Ontology annotation, biological process: G protein-coupled receptor signaling pathway.